Molecule: messenger RNA, 1320 nt
Organism: Pelmatolapia mariae (spotted tilapia)
Lineage: Eukaryota; Metazoa; Chordata; Actinopteri; Cichliformes; Cichlidae
Product: endonuclease domain-containing 1 protein-like
Exons: 4
Coding region: 1-1320 (439 amino acids)
Molecular function (GO): hydrolase activity; metal ion binding; nucleic acid binding
Source: RefSeq, a predicted model, not a curated record
AUGGUGACCUGCAAAGAAACGCGUGCAGCCAUCAUUGCGUUGCAUAAAAAUGGCUUCACAGGCAAGGAUAUUGUGGCUACUAAGAUUGCACCGAAAUCAACAAUUUAUAGGAUCAUCAAGAACUUCAAGGAAAGAAAUUCAAUACUUGUUAAGAAGGCUUCAGGGCGUCCAAGAAAGUCCAGCAAGCGCCAGGAUUGUCUCCUAAAGAGGAUUCAGCUGUGGGAUCGGAGUGCCACCAGUGCAGAGCUUGCUCAGAAAUGGCAGCAGGCAGAUCUUAAUCCCAUUGAGAACUUGUGGUCAAUCCUCAAGAGGCAGGUGGACAAACAAAAACCCACUAAUUCUGACAAACUCCAAGAAGUGAUUAUGGCAGAAUGGGUUGCUAUCAGUCAGGAUUUGGCCCAGAAGUCGAUUGAGAGCAUGCCCAGUCGAAUUGCAGAGUUGCCUCAAGUAAAGAUGCUGAAGUUUGCAACAGGAGCUCUGUUACUUCUCCUCUCUUGGUUUGGUGGACCGGUCAAUGGAGAGAUCAGUGCCAACUUGGAGAAGUGCCUUAAAUUCUUUUAUGAAAAUACUACACCACAGGGCAUCAGUGGAAAGGGCUAUGAGGGAAUAUGUCAGAUUUAUAAAAAUAAGUACCGCUUUGCCACCAUGUAUGACAGAACACGUCGUAUACCAUUGUACUCUGCCUAUAUACUCAGUUCUCCAGAUGGUCCAAGACCUGAAACACCAUGGAAGAUUGAACCACAGCUGGCAUCACUCAAAGCCGACAAAGAAAUGGAGUACCGAAAAAAUCCUGACCAAAACGUGAAGGACAGCCAGGCAGUUGAUGAAGACUACACCAACUCUGGUUAUACCAGAGGCCACCUCGCCCCCAGCGGUCACCAAAACACAAAAGAAGACCGGAUUGCUACUUUCACCCUUACAAAUAUUGUUCCUCAAAUGGAAAAGUCCAAUAGUGGCCCCUGGAAUGUUCUGGAGAACCAGAUGUUAACGAGGUUUGAGAAAUUCUGCAAAGAGACAAUGUAUGUUAUCACUGGGGCCAUACCUUAUGAAUCUGGAGAGCAUGUCAUCAGUAAAAGGGUGCAAAUACCUGAGUAUAUGUGGACUGCUUACUGCUGCCCAACUCAACAGAAAGCUAGUUUUUUCCCCACUUAUGCUGCAGUGGGAAGAAAUGAUCCUAACAGUAAAGAGGACAUUGUGGAAAAGAAAAACAAAAAUGGCUAUGAUGUGAAGGAGAUGUCCUUGGAAGACCUGGAGAAGAUCUUGCAAAAAAGGCUAAACAUGUCUGGAAUCAGUCUAUUUAAAAAUAAAUGUAAGAAAUAA